AUGACGCCGUUCGACGAGGCCAUCCAGAAGCUCAACAACUCGGGUUACACCAGCUUCGUCUCCCUCGUCAACGCCUACGGCAAGAUGAAACAGGUCAAGGAUGCUCUCUCAAAGCCGCUCACCAUGCUGGUGCCGUCGAACGCGGCGAUCAGCAAGCUGCAGAUCACCAAGUACAAGUCAACGGAGCUGAUGGUGGUCGUCGGAUUCUCGGCCUUCAAGAAGGUCAUUCCCGCCGAUGCGCUCAAGACCCUGCCCGUGGGCAGCAACAUCACGACUCUCGCGAGCACCAAGGCGGGGAAGCCAAUGACGCUGCAGAAGCAGGCGAACAACAAGAAGGGGCAGGUGGUGCUGCAGGGAAAGAAGGGCAGCACGAUGGCGAUCACCAAGCUCAACUUCUACCUCAAGCCCGGCAAGCUCGUCGUUCACACCACCGAUGCUGUUGCGUUCCCCACCACGCUCCAGGGCACUGUUCUGUAA
Closterium sp. Naga37s-1 is the source of this 477-nucleotide messenger RNA. The record is from the annotation of a GenBank genome assembly. NCBI's taxonomy places the organism in Eukaryota, Viridiplantae, Streptophyta, Zygnematophyceae, Desmidiales, Closteriaceae.